AGUGACGGCCGGGUUUGUUGACAGCGGAGGCCGCGGCGGGGGGAGCGGGCCCCAGGAGGACGCGGAGCCCGACCCCGUCCCGCCCCGGGAAGCGGCGCCGGGACGAGCCGGGAUUCCCGCCGCGCCCCCUCGGGCGGGCUGCGUGGCGCCAGCUGCCCUGAUGUCUCUGUAAAUUCACCCUGGCACUUCAUUUGAGGAAAAGAUCUACUAAAUCAAAAGCUUCCUCUGCUCUUCCCCUUCCCAUCCUUCCCUCACGAUGGCAUCUGACAGCCCCGAGUCCCUCAUGACCUUGUGCACCGAUUACUGCCUUCGCAACCUGGAGGGGACCCUCUGCUACUUACUGGACAACGAAACCCUGCGGCUCCAUCCUGACAUCUUCUUGCCCAGCGAGAUUUGUGACAAACUUGUCAAUGAGUAUGUGGAGCUGGUGAAGACAGACAGCAUCUUUGAACCCCAUGAAAGCUUCUUCACCCUGUUCUCAGAUCCCCGCAGCACCAGGCUGGCUCGGAUCCACUUGCGGGAGCAGAUUGUGCAGGACCAGGACCUGGAGGCCAUCAGGAAGCAGGACCUUGUUGAGCUCUAUUUGACUAACUGCGAGAAGCUCACAGCCAAGAGCCUGCAAACCUUGGUGAGCUUCAGCCACACACUUAUUUCCCUCAGCCUUUUUGGCUGCUGUAACAUCUUCUAUGAGGAGGAGAACCCUGGAGGCUGUGAAGAUGACUGUUUGGUGAACCCAACUCGCCAGGUCUUGGUCAAGGACUUUACUUUUGAAGGCUUCAGCCGCUUGCGCUUCCUGAACCUGGGUCGCUUGAUCGAAGGCGUCAACGUGGAGACGUUGCUUCGGCCUUUGGCCUCACUUGCAGCUCUUGAUCUCUCUGGGAUCCAACUGAAUGAUGUGGGAUUUCUGACCCAGUGGAAGGACAGUCUGGUUUCCUUAGUGCUUUACAACAUGGACCUUUCAGAGGAGCACAUCCAAGUGAUUGCACAGCUUCGCAAGCUCAGGCACUUGGAUAUCUCCAGAGACCAUCUGUCCAGUUAUUACAAGUUCAAGCUGACCCGGCGGGUUCUAAACCUGUUUGUGGAGAACUUGGUCAACCUCACGUCGCUCGAUAUCUCAGGGCACACCAUGCUGGAGAACUGCACCAUCCCCAGCAUGGAGGAGAAGAUGGGCCAGACAAGCAUUGAGCCAGCAAAGAGCAGCAUUGCUCCCUUCCGGGGUCUGAAACGACCACUCCAGUUCUUGGGGCUUUUUGAAACCUCUCUCUGCCGCCUGACACAUAUUCCAGCCUACAAGGUGAGUGGAGACAAGAACGAAGAGCAAGUGCUGAAUGCCAUCGAGGCUUACACCGAACACCGGCCCGAAAUCACUUCCCGGGCCAUCAACCUCCUGUUUGACAUCGCCCGGAUCGAACGCUGCAGCCAGCUGCUGAGAGCCCUGCAGCUGGUCAUCACAGCCCUCAAGUGCCACAAAGAUGACAAAAACAUCCAGGUGACGGGCAGUGCCGCGCUGUUCUACCUGACCAACUCCGAGUACCGCAUGGAGCAGAGCGUCAAGCUGCGGCGCCAGGUCAUCCAGGUGGUGCUGAACGGCAUGGAGUCCUACCAGGAGGUCACCGUACAGCGAAACUGCUGCCUGACCCUGUGUAACUUCAGCAUCCCUGAGGAGCUGGAGUUCCAGUACCGCCGGGUCAACGAGCUGCUGCUGAACAUCCUCAACCAGAGCCGGCAGGAUGAGUCCAUCCAGCGCAUCGCUGUGCACCUCUGCAACGCUCUGGUCUGCCAGGUGGACAACGAUCAUAAAGAAGCUGUGGGCAAGAUGGGGUUUGUCAUGACGAUGCUAAAGCUGAUUCAGAAGAAGCUGGCUGAUAAAACAUGUGAUCAGGUGAUGGAGUUCUCCUGGAGUGCCCUCUGGAACAUCACUGAUGAGACCCCUGAUAACUGUGAGAUGUUCCUUAACUACAGUGGCAUGAAACUGUUCCUGGAGUGCUUGAAGGAGUUCCCAGAGAAACAGGAGCUGCACAGGAACAUGCUGGGCCUCCUGGGCAAUGUGGCUGAGGUGAGGGAGCUCCGCCCACAGCUCAUGACCUCCCAGUUCAUCAGUGUCUUCAGCAACCUGUUGGAGAGCAAAGCAGAUGGGAUUGAGGUAUCCUAUAAUGCCUGUGGUGUGCUCUCCCAUAUCAUGUUUGAUGGUCCAGAGGCUUGGGGUAUAUGUGAGCCCCACCGAGAGGAAGUUGUGAAGAGGAUGUGGGCAGCCAUCCAGAGCUGGGAUAUCAACUCCAGGAGAAAUAUCAAUUACAGGUCGUUUGAACCAAUCCUUCGGCUUCUUCCACAAGGCAUCUCCCCAGUCAGCCAGCACUGGGCCACCUGGGCACUCUAUAACCUGGUCUCUGUCUACCCUGACAAGUACUGCCCACUGCUGAUCAAAGAAGGUGGGAUUCCCCUGCUGAAGGACAUGAUUAAAAUGGCCUCAGCAAGGCAAGAGACCAAGGAAAUGGCCCGGAAAGUUAUAGAGCACUGCAGUAACUUUGAGGAGAACAUGGACACUUCCAGAUAGAGGCAAUCAUCCAAUGCCUCUUGCCAGCACUGUAUCCAGCUUCUCUCUAAUUCACUGUAUAUAGGGAGGACUCUUUCUUACCAACUCACCUGUUGGAAGGAAACUUGAUGUGUGUGUGUGAGACCCUCAGUAGAUGAAGGAGAAUAACCUCAGUUCCACUGAGCAAGCAUCUGCUUUUACUCUGUCCAUUGACCUGCCUGAUGUUGAGAGGCCUGGUUCAAAUGUUUGUACAUGGUGAAACCAAGCAAAAAAAAAAAAGAAAGAAUGCACAACUGUUGCUUCCUUACAAUUCUGAAUGAAUUAACUUUUCUGUUGUAUCCAUUGGAUACCCUCUGUGUAUUAAACCUAGUGCUUAACAAUGUC
Colius striatus (speckled mousebird) is the source of this 2917-nucleotide messenger RNA. It is a transcript of the gene ZER1, whose product is annotated as zyg-11 related cell cycle regulator. The transcript is spliced from 17 exons. The record is from RefSeq and is a predicted model, not a curated record. Gene Ontology annotation, cellular component: Cul2-RING ubiquitin ligase complex. The coding region runs from base 257 to 2554 and encodes 765 amino acids. Gene Ontology annotation, molecular function: protein binding. NCBI's taxonomy places the organism in Eukaryota, Metazoa, Chordata, Aves, Coliiformes, Coliidae.